This is a messenger RNA of Trichoderma reesei QM6a, 577 nucleotides long. RefSeq lists its product as uncharacterized. The record is from RefSeq and is a predicted model, not a curated record. The transcript has a single exon. Lineage: Eukaryota; Fungi; Ascomycota; Sordariomycetes; Hypocreales; Hypocreaceae. The coding region runs from base 1 to 465 and encodes 154 amino acids.
AUGAACUCGGGCCAGCCAACGUCCACCCGGCCGCUGACAUACGUCAUCAUCCCCCUCCUCGCCCUCUUCGUCAUCUGCUCGACAGGCCUCUUCUUCCACGUCCGCCGGCGCCGGCGCCGCCUCAUCGCCGCCGACAGCUCCAUCUGGGGCCGCGGCCGGUGGGUGACGCGGGACGGCACCCUCGUCUUCGUCCCGCGGCACAGCAGGCGGAGUCCCUGGGGCGGGCUUCACUCCCAGGAGGGCCUCAACGAGCUGGGGGAGGCGCCGCCGCCGUACAAGUUCAAGGUGUUGCCCGGGGAGGGGGGCGGAGCUGCUGAGGAGGGGGCGCCGCCGACGACGACGACGGCGGCGACGACGGAGUUGAGAGAUAUGGAGGAGGGGAGGAGGCCGCCUGAGUAUGGUGCUGAGCAUGUUGCUGAGCCGCCGCCGGCUGUGGUGGCGGAUGAGAGGAGGACGGGGGCUUGAUGGGCUUGGUGGGAAGGGGAGGGGGGGAUUUGUCUCAUCUGUGGGAAAUCACGGUCAAUUUGGGGUGAUGGUGUUGUUUACUCUUGUGCGAGGGCGAAGCAUCCAUCUUUUU